Molecule: messenger RNA, 411 nt
Organism: Grosmannia clavigera kw1407
Lineage: Eukaryota; Fungi; Ascomycota; Sordariomycetes; Ophiostomatales; Ophiostomataceae
Exons: 1
Coding region: 1-411 (136 amino acids)
Source: RefSeq, a predicted model, not a curated record
AUGCAUUUCGCUACUGCUCUUCUCGGCCUCGCUAGCCUCGGCCUGAAUAUCCUCCCCGUUCAGGCCGUGGCACUUCCUGCCAUGGCUUUGUCUCGCGGUGGCGGGGAUGAACUGGCGAAGCGUCACCAGUACGCCCAUGGAGCCGCAGACGAGGACGCCUUGGAGAAGCGCCACCAGUACGCCAAAGGAGCAGCUGAUGAGGAUGCUUUGGAGAAGCGCCACCAGUACGCUAAAGGAGCCGCUGAUGAGGACGCCUUGGAAAAGCGUCAUCAGUACGCCAAAGGAGCCGCAGACGAGGACGCCUUGGAGAAGCGCCACCAGUACGCCAAAGGAGCAGCUGAUGAGGAUGCUUUGGAGAAGCGUCACCAGUACGCCAAAGGAGCUGCAGAUGAGGAUGCCUAUGAAGACUAG